This is a messenger RNA of Drosophila grimshawi, 478 nucleotides long. Its product is annotated as small integral membrane protein 8. Lineage: Eukaryota; Metazoa; Arthropoda; Insecta; Diptera; Drosophilidae. The coding region runs from base 72 to 332 and encodes 86 amino acids. The transcript is spliced from 2 exons. The record is from RefSeq and is a predicted model, not a curated record.
UGUAUUGCAGUUGUUUACCAGAAUUGUGCAAUGCGUUUUGAGAAUUGAUUACAAAAUAUAAUUAAUCUACAAUGAGUGACAACAAACCAGAAGCGAAGCCUGGAGAAGGAAUACGCUCCAUGCGCAGCACAACUGCUUUCAGACUCAUCAACUUUGAACUGUAUGCGAAACCGAAUAAAAUCAUAAUGGGCCUGGGACUGGCGGCAGUUGCUGGAGUUUUUGGUUACAUUGCGUAUAUGCGCCAUAAAUACCAGGCUCUUGGCUAUUAUGUGGCUGUCAAGGAAGAUGGCCGCGAGGAGUUCGUCAAAAAGAAGUCCAAUUGGGAAACAUGAAUGUGAAUGUUUUUGCAUCUGGAAACUAUUUAUUUACUGUUUUGCACAAUUUGGUACAUAUACAUGAGUUUGUUGUUGCUGUUGUUGCUAUUAUUGUUAUUGCCAAAAAAUAUAUAUUUUUUCAAAAAAUCACAAUGGUAGAAAAA